Molecule: messenger RNA, 3764 nt
Organism: Lytechinus variegatus (green sea urchin)
Lineage: Eukaryota; Metazoa; Echinodermata; Echinoidea; Temnopleuroida; Toxopneustidae
Product: heparan sulfate glucosamine 3-O-sulfotransferase 3A1-like
Exons: 2
Coding region: 554-1702 (382 amino acids)
Molecular function (GO): [heparan sulfate]-glucosamine 3-sulfotransferase activity
Source: RefSeq, a predicted model, not a curated record
UUUUGUAUCAUUUAAUGCAGGCAUACACAAGAAAUCAUCAGUUCUCGGAAAUGGCCCAAUAAACAGCCUCCAUGGUCUCGUUUGAUGCCACAGUCGUGAUCAACUGAUAUUCACGAAAGGUUAGGGUCUGGGAGCUAAGAAGAUUCAUCGGAUGACCACAAGCGAUCGAUGCCGUUACCGCAGUUCUUCUGAUAGAGGAGGUCACGAUGGUAACCCGUGGGCUAGGAUCGUGCUCUUAAAAUUGAAGAUCGGAUUAAAACGUCCCAGUAUGCUCUGAAGUGGAUUAGUUUGAUGACUGGAAAUAAAUCCUUUUGAAUUCAACCAUCGAUCGUUCCCCAUUUUGAGGGACUCUUAAUGAAUGAGUGAGGAGGAUGGUGGAAUCCUGCUGCUUAUUAAAAGGUUAUAUAUCGACAAACGUGAACUUGCCUUACAACAGCUGUUUGUAUUUCUUUAAUAAUAGUGCUGAAAUUAUAUAAAUUGUGUGCUGAUCCAUUGGUGUUUAUGAUGCCUCUUCCAUUCUAUAACAUUGAAUUUGAGUAGAAGGGGUAGCAAAAUGAACCUUGUGGAACCUCAAGAGAGGCCAGAAGACCACGUCAUGAAACUAGGGGUUCCUACCAAAUUUCACCGGAAAGUCGGGAUGACCAAUCGGUUCGCUAUCGGUCUUGCAGUAGUAACACUCACGUGCUCACUUUCGUUCAUUGCACUGAGUCAUCCUGAAGCAGUUUCGACAAGACAACAGAAUCAGUCCGUUCGGGAGAUAAUUCCUGAUGAUUACGUCAGAACCUGUCACAGGCGCCAUGAGGAUGGGUCCCGUGCGUUGCUUCCAGAGAAGUACUUGACGAUGAACGACUGCAAGAAACGUCUACCGGAUGUCGUUGUCCUGGGCACCAAGAAGUGUGGCACCGGAGCUUUACGCGUCUUUCUAGAUACCCAUCCAAGUGUUGUCUUUUCUAAGAAAGCUGAGGCGAAAUUCUUCACGCAAAACUACAAGAAAGGACUUGAUUGGUACGUGCAGAUCAUGAGACCUACAGCAACUGGUCAAGUUGGCAUGGAAAAGUCUCCAGGGUAUUUCUUUUCAAGUGAAGCAGCCAGACGUAUUAAAUCAGACUUACCAGAAACCACCAAGUUCAUUGUAAUUCUCUGCAAUCCAGUAAGGAGAACAAUAUCUGAGUUCACUUUCGAGCAGCUCAACAAAAUUAAAGACAAAUUUCAGGUGGACACUGAGGAAGCCAAAGUGAUCGCCAAAAGGACUUUCAACUCUAGUAAAUUUGAGAAAUAUAUCACGACAUCUUCCGGUCGUAUAAGGACAAACGUAGAUAUCAUCACUCACAGUAUGUAUGAUAAAUAUAUUCUAUCGUGGCUCAAGCUCUUCUCACGCUCACGAUUCCUUUUCGUCGACGGCGACAACUUCACCCACAACCCCGUCACUGUUCUCAACGAAAUAGAGCAAUUUAUCGACGUUCCGCGUUACUUUAACAGCAGUAGAUUCUACUUCGAUAAAGAAAAGGGUUUCUUUUGUCUUUCAGAACCUUUCAAGCAGUGUCUACGGUCAACCAAGGGCUUGGAACACCCACCCGUUGAUAGGACAGUAUUGAGGAAACUCAGAGAACUCUUUAAAGCGCAUGACUUUGCUACGAGUAUUCUAACAUUGAAGAAUUUCACAUGGAUGAAGAAUGAUUACGGUACCAAGGUACAACCUUGAGGUCCCACUCCAGGAACAUACGUAUGCACUAAUUAAUAAUGUAUGAUUUUAUUGCAUGGUACAAAACUAAUGAUGAAAAAGAUUGCAAUACAAUUAUAUCGCGAAUACUUUGGUGAACUUACCCCAACGGCAAUCCCAAUAUUUAGUUGUGUGGACUUGUUGACGAGAAGUGCCAAGAUUACCAUUACUACAGAUAUCAUGAAUAUCACGGCAAUGCCCAAAUCCAAGAUUAUUGUCCCAAAUAAUAUGCCUUUGAUGCGCCAUGAGGCUGAUAUUUUAUUUGUCUUUGUGAUUACAAUAAUUACAUUCAGUAUUCUAAUGAAGCAUUGAAAAUAGUUUUGUUUCUUCAUUAUUUACCUUCCAAAUCACGUGGUCUUUGUCUGUUUCGUUGUAGGCCUAUUCCAAUCACGUUUUACUUGUUUUAGAUCACGUUAUCCUGAAAGAUGCACUGUAUGUUAACAAAUAUUUAUUUUUUGUCGAAAUGUGAUGAUCCUUAUUUUGCUGACAAGCUUGAUUUAUAUCUAUGUUGUAUAAAAGAGGCUUUUCCAAUGAUGGAUUUAUACCUUGCCUUGGACUCUUUGUAAUAAAGGUCUCGCUGUUGGGUCGUCUCUUUCAAAAGAAAGAAAAUAAUUGAUUAUAGUGAACAGAAUGUAUUAUCAUUGAGAGUAAAAUUGUACUGUACUAUAUUUAAAUUCCUUUUAUUCAUUGAACAGUUGAAAUUUUACUUUUGAAUUCGUUUAAAGAAAUGAAAAAAAAAUCGACUUUGCCACAUGCUGACGGAUGCUCUCUAUGAUUAUGUUUUGUGAAAACAUGGGAAGAUAAUGUCAUUCUCAAUCAUUAUUGCUGUAUGCAAUAAUCGAAUAGAAGUUUAUUAUAGAUAUGGGAGAGAUUCAAUUAUAAGUGAGAUUAUAGAAAUUCAUAGUUGUUUGGGUGAAUUUAUAAUGAAUAAAAUGUUCCGAUUGCAAUAAGUUGAACACAAAGUAACACUAACCACAAUACUACUACUACAUUUGACAUAGUUGUAUAUAGUCUCACGAUAUAUGUGAAGUAGGAUAUAAUUAUGCGCUUUGAAUUUAGCAUUGAAUCUGUUGAGUAUAAUUAUCUUUCUACGAAGGGAGGAACUAGGGGGGAAAACAAGUAGGAGAGCAAACAUGGUUUGAGGAGAAGGAUAUGCUGAAGAAGCAGAAGAAGAAAAAUAACAACACGAAAAGGAGAAAGAAGAAAAUAGACAACUAAGGGAGAGAAAUAGAGAGAGAGAGAGAGAGAGAGAGACCAAAUCAUUGCUCAUAAUUUUUUGUGAGAGGUAUUUGGAAAAAGAAUAUUAGUUCCUUUGUAUUUCGUGUUCAGGUGCUGGGGUCUUCUUGUUGUGUUGUUUAUAAACACUAUUUAUCGAUGGCCUUAAUAUCAUUUCGUUCAGUAUGGUUGGACUAUCAGUCCUAUAUGAGCACAAUAAUGGAAAUACUUUCAUAAAUCAUCUAUAAAAAAAUAUUGAAAUGCGAAUAACCCGCGCCUUUCAUAAAGGUUGCUCCAGCUUCGGCUUCCAAAUAGCUAGCGAUUGAAAUCUAAUUUUGAUUGCAUUAGGGUGCCUCGGGCGACAUUUAGAAGUAAUAUAGGGAAGAUCUUGCAUUAUUGAUUAAGUGGCAAAGGGACAGGGUAUAAUAUUUGUUUUCAUGUAAGCUGCAAUAAAGGAUGUCAAUGAUAUGGAAGAGGAGUGGUUAGUUUUUUCAAGGCAUAUGGUGUCUUUGUGGUUUGAAAUAGGUGGCAAAAUUAAAUGAGAAUCGUUGUCAUCUGUCAUGUUUUUUGAGCAAUAAUAAUAUUGCAGGUGCACCAACUUAGCAGUAUUUCUGUUCUUUAUUUUCAAGGGGGUGGACAGUGAAAAAUAGGCUGAUUAUCUGACUCUCUGCAACUAUCUGAUACCUGAACAAUAUUUCAUGAUAGUUAUUGCCUACCAAAACAGUCAAAUUGACCAUUCGAUAUGUUCGGCCAAACCGAAGGUGACGUCAUUCAAACCGAGUUUUGCCGAAGUGGGAUCGUUUGUUCGGUCUUUUCGUCAUUCUGGGAC